GGGAAGUGCCUCUGCUACUCAUCCGCGUCUCCCCAUUCCCUUCCUUUCCUUUUUCUUCCCUUGCUUUCCCUUCCCGGCACUCCUGGGACCCCGAGCGGAGAGCAGCAGUCCCUGCGCCAGCCUGAGCGGUGGCAGCACUGGCAGCCGUGGAGGCGGGCGUCGCGCAGCCUUUGCACACCCAGCAGGGGUAGCAGCAGUAGCUGGAGCAGCAACAGCAGCAGCAGCAGCAGCAGCAUGUCGGCCGGCGGAUCUAUGCCACCGCCCCCCAACCCCGCUGGGGCUUUCCCGGCGCCCAGGGUCACCCUGCCCGUAGGAACUGAUAUCCUCCGGACCUACUCGGGAGCCUUCGUCUGUCUAGAGAUUCUAUUUGGAGGACUUGUCUGGAUUUUGGUAGCAUCCUCCAAUGUACCUCUACCUCUACUACAAGGAUGGGUGAUGUUUGUAUCAGUGAUAGCUUUUUUCUUUUCCCUCGUGUUCCUAUGUGUGUUCCUUUCAGGCAUGGUGACUAGAAUUGAUGCCAAUUGGAACUUCUUGGAUUUUGGUUAUCAUUUUGUUAUGUUCGUUUUCUACUUUGGAGCUUUUCUGUUGGAAGCAGCAGCUACUUCCCUGCACAGCUUACACUGUAAUGUGACCACAAAUAUACAGCCACUUUUGAAUGACAGCCAGUAUAAUAUAAAUGUAGCAGCUACGAUUUUUGCCUUCAUGACAACAGCUUGUUACGGUUUCAGUCUGGCCCUGGCUUUACGAAGAUGGCGACCAUAACACUCCAGAUCAAUUAGCUCUCCAUGUUUGGUUUAGUUUGUGUAGUUGUAUGUGUGAGACCAAUUUUGGUACCCUAUUGUUUUAGCUGUGAUACAUUCCCAAAAUCUUUUUGUAUAUGGAGAUACUCUAUGGAAAAAAUUUUCAUCCACAUCCUAGCUGGAAUUUAUUUUUUAAAAUUAUUUUAACAGAUGAAGGGCCUUUCCUCACAGCUAAGUUUGGCUUUUUACUCUUAGAAACCUGCACCUUAAAAUUAAUAAUUAAUGGAUAGAGGCAGCUUGAAAAGACUUGGGUUCAGAAUCCCACUUCCAAUAUUUACUAGCUUAACUGCUUGGACCCUCAGCUGCCUCUUUUCUAAAAUGGAGAUAAUAUUUGUAGUUCCUGUCUCAUAAGGUUGCAGUGAGGAUCAAAUGAGAUCUUGUAUUUGAAAUGCUUUGUAAACCUUAAAGCACUAUGUAAAUGCUAGCUAUUAUUAUGAGUAUCAUUAGCUAUUAAGUGGUGUCUCUUAAAUAUAUGGUCACUGGAACCCUCUUGACCUUAUUUCUACCUUUUAAGUCUCCAUACAAAUUAUGCUUUAAACUAAACAGAUAUCGAUUAUUUGUCUCACUCUCAUAUAUAAAAUGCCAUGUAUGUGAGAUUUUAUAAAACCUGAACAUAAGAGGUAUGCCUCAAAAAAAGUCUGAUACUCCAAGCCAUAUGUAGAACUCAGUCUCAUUACUUUAUCUUCAUAUUUCCUGAGUGUUAGGGAGACUUGUUUUCCUGUUGGAGACGCGAUUCUUCCUAGCCACUUAGGAUACUAUUUGGUUACUUGACAAGUUUGUAGAUGAAAUGAACCAUAGUUCUCUCUCAAAGGAAUUGCCUUUCUUCUUGCCGCUACCUACAGUGAGGCCCUCACGUCCACUGAUGAACACUGGAACUGAUAUCUAGCUCUUUUAGUUUUUUUCUUUUAGAUUUAUUUAUGUCUCAAGAUAUGUUUCAGUGUAUUAUAUAAAUAUAUGCAUGAAUGUGGUAUUUUUCAAAAUUGUUUACUUUUAUUCUGAAUAGUUUUUUUUAUUUUUCUGAAGCUGAAUUUGGAUGUAUUUUUUAAAAAACAACUCUAUCUAUAAAAUCUUAAUGCUUUAAUGUCGCCCUAGAAAUGAUGAUAGUUGUGCAGAAGCUAGUUUUUUUAAGUAAUGUGUGUAUGUGUUUAUUAAUAUAUACACUAGUGUAUAUGCAUAUAUUAAUAUAUGCACU
Molecule: messenger RNA, 1992 nt
Organism: Vombatus ursinus (common wombat)
Lineage: Eukaryota; Metazoa; Chordata; Mammalia; Diprotodontia; Vombatidae
Gene: MAL2
Product: mal, T cell differentiation protein 2
Exons: 4
Coding region: 235-762 (175 amino acids)
Biological process (GO): myelination
Cellular component (GO): membrane
Molecular function (GO): structural constituent of myelin sheath
Source: RefSeq, a predicted model, not a curated record